AUGUAGAUUUUGAUCUAGAAGAUAUUCUUUCUGGAGAAGAUUAUAAAGAGAUUUAUCAAACCAUAAUUGAUGAUAUUAAACAGAAUUUCGACAAGUGGAAAAUUCAACCAGAAGGAAUUUUGACCGUAGUUAAACAUAAUUCUGGCAAAAAGCAUUAUAAAGAAGGAUUUGACAAAGACAAAUGGGAGGAGAUUGAAAAGUUAUUAGAUUUGAAAAGUAAAAUUAAACAAGGAAUUGAAAUUUUGGUAUUUGAUGAUGUGAAAAAACAUAUAUCUAAAGAUCAUGAUUUUAUUGCGGUUUUAUCAGGAUUAUCAAUUCAACUUUAUAGGAUGAAUAAAAAAUCUUGUGAAAUGAUAAAUGGACAACAUGGAAUUAAUAUAGAAAGAAGAACUUUUGCACCAUUCAUUUUUCUAGGAUUUAAUUCUAUUUCUUCUGCAACAUCUCAUGAUCCAUGUUUUAAAUUACGUAAAAGAAUAUUAAUAUCUUCGAUUAAAAAUAAUAUUGAAAGAUUACAUCAAGUUUCUCAUCAAGAAGUUACUAAUUUAAUUAAAAAAUAUAAAUUAAAAUCAAAUUUAAAUAUAUUGGAAAUAUUAAAUGAAUAUGUUGAGAAUGUCACUAGUGAAUUCAUGUGGGGUUAUAAUAUUAUAUCAAAAUAUCAUAUUGAUUUUUCAGAUAAAGAUUAUAAAUUAAAAAAUUUAUCUAUUAUACAGGCUUUAAAUCAGGCACUUCAUGAUGUUUACACAUAUAAAUAUAGUAAUUUAUUAUACAUACCAAUAACAAAAGAAUCACGACGAAUUUUAAAUAAUAUUGCACAAAUACGUAAGAGUUUUAAAGAAAUGACACGAGAUUUGAUUGAUAAUUUUUCUGGAAAAAGUUUAAUUAAAGAUAUGGUUGAUAAGAAUUUUCAAUUAGAAGAAAAAUUAUAUGAUGAUAUUAUUAUAACAACAUCAUCAGGAUUAAAUAUAGUUAAAUUAAUGAUUAUGUCUAUUAUUUGGCAUUUAUACGAGGAGAAAAAUAGGAAAUGGCGCAACAUACUUUAUGACGAAGUUAAAAUAUUAAAUAAAGAUGGCUUUGAUUAUACAAAAUUAGCAAGUCUUUCAAAUUUUAACGCGUUUAUAUCUGAGGUGAUACGGUAUGAAUCAUCGUUUUCAUUUUUAAAUAAUUACACAAUUAAAGAUUUUGAAAUGGUUAUUGGUGAAAAAGUUUACAAAUUUAAAAAAGGAACUUAUAUAACAUCAAAUGUUUAUGCGAUUCAUCAUAAAAAAGAUUCUUUGUUAAAAUUCGAUCCUUCUAGGUUUUUAAAUAAGAAUGAUGAUUUAUGUUUCAUACCUUUUGGUAUUGGUGGGCGUAGUUGUCCAGGAAAAUUAAUUGGUUUAUCUAUG
Molecule: messenger RNA, 1382 nt
Organism: Dentiscutata erythropus
Lineage: Eukaryota; Fungi; Glomeromycota; Glomeromycetes; Diversisporales; Gigasporaceae
Source: the annotation of a GenBank genome assembly